AUGUUAAGAAAUAAAUUUAAUUUGCUUUUAUUAAAUUUAUUUCUUUAUUUACUAUAUUUAUUGCUGCAAAUGAUUCUUCUGAAUAAGAAUAUAAUCCUGAAGGAUCUGAAAAAUUAUUAUCAGAAGAUUCUUUUGGUGCAUAUAAUUGUUCUGAAGAAUAUAAUUCUGAAAAUAAUGAAGAAAAGAACAAAUAAUGAAGUAAUGGAAGGAACUUCAACUAGUCUGCAAAAUAUAUUGGCAAAGAACAAAUUGGAUCAGAUAAAAGAAGGCCAACAUAAAAUAUUUGGAAACGAAAUAGAAAUAAAAAGAGAAUUUUAUUUAGAUCCAGAUACACAGAAAAUAAUUCUUGAUAAUUAUAUGAGAGAGAAUGUUGAAUUUAAAGAGGCAUUUGAACGUUAUAAGCAAACUUAUAGAUCAAAAAAUGAAAUUGAGGAGGCUUUUAUUCAAGGAUUGUGUGUAUUACAUUUAUAUGGAAAUAUCCCCGCAAAAAGAUUAGAAACAUAUUUUAAAAUGGAUCGUGUAUUUUUAAAGGGAAUACUGCAUGCAAGAAAAAUUCAUAUUUUUAAUGAUAUAGGAGGAAAACCAUUAAAAUUUAAAAAUGAAGAUGAACAAAAUGGAAAAAUUGAACAAAUUACAGAACUACUUGCUGCAAAAAGUAAAGAAAAAUGUGGAGGAAAAUGGGAAUUUAAUGGAGAAAUUCAUUUCCGUCCAUUAGAAGCAAAAAAAUUCUUUAACAACAUUUUAAAUUUGGCUAGAGAUGUAGAAAAAAAUAAAAAUUCAGAAAACGAUUUCUUGCAAAUAAUUAAAAGAAAUAAAUGGUAUUCUGAAUUUUUAGAUUCUGCUGAUGUAAAAAUAGAGGGAGAAAAACAAAAUAUACAAAUGUUUAUGACUAAAUUUAGAGGAAUUAUUUAUGAUUUUAAAUGGGAAUUAAUUUGGAGUUUUAAAAAAAGGUCAAGCAUUUAUGUUCACAACGCUGAAGAAUCCGCUAACAAAAUUUGUGAUCUUCUAUUAUUUCGUUUAUUACUCGAAUUUUUAAAUUCAAUGACUAAGAAUGAAAAUUUCAUCAAAUUUUUUUAUUCAAGUACUGAAAUAGAUUAUCUGGAGACAAAGAAAGGGGAAAAUAUUGAACUUGCUUAUAUUUUAAUUAAAUUAUUUAACGAAUAUAAUAAGAAACCUGAGGAAUUUUAUAAUUUAGAAUUAAAUGAAAAGUAUUCGGAAAAUACAAAGAAAAUGAUAACAAGAAAAGUUGAGGAAUUUAUAGAAAAUUAUAUUGAUGGAGAAUUGAAUGUUGUUGUUGAUCGUUUGAAAAGAAAUUAGAAGGAAUAUUUCAUUCUGAAA
Meloidogyne enterolobii is the source of this 1338-nucleotide messenger RNA. The record is from the annotation of a GenBank genome assembly. Lineage: Eukaryota; Metazoa; Nematoda; Chromadorea; Rhabditida; Meloidogynidae.